AAUGUGGAAAAGUGAAGGGGUCUGGAUACUUUCCGAAUGCACUGAAUGUAGGCUGUGUGUGACGUUUUAAAUGAAUGUAGUUCAGUCCUUGACUAAUAAUGUUCUAUAUUAUGUCAUGUUUCCGUUGGACCCCAGGAAGAGUAUCUGCUGCUUUUGCAGCGGCUAAUGGGGAUCCUAAUAAAUACCAAAUCCUAAGAUCUAAAAAUAAACUUUCCCAAUUAGUAAAAUUCACAAUACACCUCUCCAAAGAUAGAAUGGCUCCUUUUUCUGAAAUGCCACCAGAUCCAUAAUGGAAUACAUGGCCAAAGUGUUGCAUUUCGCUUUAGCCCACCAUCCACACACACAGACAGUUUUGGUCCCAGCCACAGGGCUCUAUACAGAAACAAACAAGUACAAGCCUAUAUAUAUAUAGUAUGACAGCAGUUAGCUACCAGCAGCUGGCAGACAUGUUAAUUUGGUUACUUUAGCAUUAAUAAUUUGACUGAAGCCCUCCUUUCAUUGUUGGUAGCCAUGGAAUGUGCCCCGCAGAUUGACGAGUAGAUGCCAAAUUUGCCCCUCUCAUUCUCACAAAUGUAUCCCACUUUUUACAAAGUGUUUAAUUUGCGUCGCUUUAGAGGCAUACUCACAUUUGCACAGUAAGUGUUGCUACACCCUGCUACCACACAAUGCUUGGCCAUCAUGAUGAAUAAAAAUGCAAUUGCUAGCUAGCUCCAUACCACUAACGCACAAGUUGUUUUUUAUUAUUAUUUUGACCCACAAAUAUAUGAAGGCUGAGCAUGCAUUUUGAUUUCCUCACUGUGACAAUGACCGCGGGGAGUUGUGGGAUUGUUUCUGACGUUAGAGCUGAUUUUGAGAGAACCUCUUUAACCCAACUUUUAGAACAAUAUUACAGUAUUUUAAAAAUUGAUUUAAGAGUUUGUAAUUUGGAUAGGUUUUCUUGGGGGGCCUCUAAGUGACUAUUAUAUGCGUUUCUAUCGUUGAGAAAUAGCUGCUACAUGACUUUGAAGUUUACUUAAAAAAUAUAUAUAAUCUUACUUUCCCCGCUAGAACAACAAAAAUACUUAAAUACAUGUAAUUUUGUCCUAGAAACAUUUAAUUGAAAUACUGUAGAAGUCCAUUCAUUCCUAUGAAGGAUUGCUUCUUCUGGGGAGUGCCAAUAUGGCUGACUGGUGGCUUCAAAGCCUCUCAUUGGCCAAUAUAUAUCUAUAUCCCUGGAUUGUUUUUAUAUGAUACAUGUAUUUUCUAUUUGUUUUCUAAAUCUGCAGCUAAUAAUACUGUAUAGCUGUUUUGUGUCAUUAGAAAUUAAACUGUAUUUCCAUGUCCAUCCAGGAAGGGGAAGAGGGGAGGGAAAAGACCUAGAGGACUUUUCGGAGAGCAAGGAGGAGGAUGUGUCCUUAGCCACAGAGCUCCGUCUUGUCCUAAUCGGAAAGACAGGAUCAGGGAAGAGUGCCUCUGGGAACACCAUCCUGGGCCGGAGGCACUUCCUGUCAGAGCUCCGUGCCAGCUCAGUCACCCAAGUCUGUGAACAAGGCAGCGCAGACCUGACUGAGGAGGAGGAAGGACAAAAGGUCAGGAGGAAGAGGAUAAGAGUGGUGGUGGUAGACAUGCCAGGUUUUGGAGACACACGCUUCAAUGCUGAGCAGACUCAUUCUGAAAUAGCCAAGUGUGUGGCACUGUCUGCCCCAGGCCCCCAUGCAUUCCUCCUGGUGAUCCCACUGGGACGCUACACUGAGGAUGAGGACCGAGCCAUGUGGGAGAUGGUCCAUAUAUUUGGGGAGGGGGCGGUCCAUGACCACACACUAGUCCUGUUCACUCGUGCUGAUGACCUAGAAGGUAGGGGUAUGGAGGGGUACCUCGGAGCCAGCACCCCGGUGGAGCUGAAGGCUCUGAUAGAGAGAUGUGGGGGCAGGUACCACGUCUUCAACAACAGAGACCCAAGUGACCUGCACCAGGUUGUAGGGCUGCUGGAGAAGGUGGAGAGGAUUGUGGAAGAGAACAAUGGAGGCUUCUACACCAACUCUAUGUUCAGAGAGGCUGAGGCUGCCAUUAGGAAGGAGCAGGAGAGGAUGGCGAGAGAGAGGGGAGGGAGAAGGCAGGGAGAACAAGAUGCCCAAAAGACGGAAGUGUGAUCUAGAACGGAGUGAGAGUGGGUGGGAUGAGAGGAGGGGGGCAGCUGUGGGAGGUUCAGGAUUAAGGAAGAGAGACCUGGAGAGAGGAGGAGUAAAUGAGGAGGGAUGGACAGAGGAGAGGAAAGGAAGUGCUGCUAGCCUCCCGAGGGACAGAGGGGACAGAUGGAGGGAGCUGUUCAGGACCAGGCAGCGGGGCAGCGACAGGGCCUUGAGUAGGAGGCAGUCUUUCCUCUCUGCCCUGGGGCAGUUCAGGAGAGAGGUCGCCCUUUCUGAGAAGGUCCUAGAGAAAGUGAAGAUCCUGGUGGCUGCUGGAGCCACUGGCAUGGUCGUGGGGGCAGUGUUCGGGGCGGCUGCCCCUCUAGCUGCAGCGGCGGGAGCUGCAGCCAUGGGGAACACUGUGGGCUUUGCUGCUGGGCAGCUGGCUGGGAUGUCGGUGGCAGGCGGCACAGGGAUGGGAAAAGCUGUGGGCGCCAUAUUGGCAGCAGCCACAGGGAAAACAGCCAUGGCUCUCGGGGCAGCGACCGGAGGAGUGCUGGGGGGGAUCUGUGGGCGCCCUAGCUGGGGCAGAAGCUGCCAGUCCUGGGGCAGCUGCAUUGGAUGCUCUAGGGCAGGUGAGCCUGAUUGGGACUGCAGCAGUAGGAGUUGCAGCAGGAGUGGGGGUGCCAUGGGGGCAGGAGCGGCCCUGGGGGCUGCUCUGGAAGGUGCAGCUGUCAGCACAACUGCCCUGACAGGGGAGGGCACCGCAGCAGGGGCAGUAGGUGUGGCUAAUGCUACUACUAUUGGCUCAGUAGCAGCUGGGCAGCAAGCAGUGGCCACUGGGGGCAGUGUUGCAGCUCGAGCUGUUCAGUGUGCAGCCACCGCUGUGGCAGAUGGGGUGGCUGCGAGUGGGCCUCUGAUUCAGGCCGGUGCGGUGUGUGGAUCUGCAGGGCGGGUUGUUCCUGGUGCCUGGGGCUCCAUGGGAGUGACAGCAUGCAUUAUGACAGCGGUGGCAGAGAUAGGCAAGGCUGCAGCGGGAAUUGCCCUGGCAGGAGGGCUGGUGGUGAAGGUAGUGAAGGAGAGGGCCAGGAACAGCAACAGCUCAGCAGACGCCAACUACACAGAGAAGAAGUCCUAUGAGAUCUACUGGAACAAAUAAAGGACAGUUAGGCCUGCAACACUACCAGACCACAGAAGAAACAGACACUCUCAGGACCUUUCAAAAUGUGGAUUCAGGUUCAAUCAUUAAGCAACUUAUCACAAUUAUCAAUAAAAGCACAUUGCAAGUCUUUGUUCCUUUUACUGGCAGUGGAUGGUGUGAUUUCCUCUAUUCACUGUUAAUAAACUAUAACUCUUCUGCACUGAAGUAUCUUCCCACAAUAUUACUGAACUAUUGUUUUAGCUUUGUUCAAGCACUUACUGUGGUUAUUUGAGCUUUUUAGUAUGCACUUACACCAUUUGUAUGAUUACUUGUGAUCCUAUAGUUAUUUUUAAUUCAUUAUAGAAUAUGGUUUUCCACUGUAUUCAAUCAAAUUAGUGGUAACUGUCUUUCAUUAAAACAGCAAUCUAUUUCUGUAUGCAGAUUUUCAUAAAUCCACCGAUAUAAUCUACGACUAAGGGUCCAGUAUUACAAAACAUAUUUUUUUGCUCUUAUUCACAACUGAAAUGAUGUACUGUAUGACACACAUUCACAUGAUGUAUUCAGUUGCGGUGUUGUGGCUUUUUGAAGGGGAAAGAAUUGAAAUGCAUAAUAAAAUGAAA
Molecule: messenger RNA, 3866 nt
Organism: Oncorhynchus mykiss (rainbow trout)
Lineage: Eukaryota; Metazoa; Chordata; Actinopteri; Salmoniformes; Salmonidae
Source: RefSeq, a predicted model, not a curated record